AUGGAAGCCAAAACCGAGCCCUACCUCACCUCCCACCCAGAUGCUAACGGCUUCUUCGGCCCCUACGGCGGCAGCUUCAUCCCCCCGCCCCUCCAGGCACAAAUGGACGAGAUCAAGACCCGCUACCUCGAGCUCCGCCAGGACCCGCAAUUCAUCGCCGAGCUCGACGAGAUCCGCAGAAACUACCAAGGCCGCCCCACGCCGCUGCAGUACGCAAAACGCCUCAGCGAGAGCAUUGGUGGCGGCGGAGAGACGGGUGUAGAGAUAUACCUCAAGCGUGAGGACCUGAAUCAUACGGGGGCGCAUAAGCUGAACCACUGCAUGGCCGAAGUACUCCUCGCCAAACACCUUAAUAAGCGCAAAGUCAUCGCCGAGACGGGCGCCGGCCAACACGGCGUCGCACUCGCCACGGCCGCCGCCUAUUUCGGUCUCGAGUGCGAGAUCCACAUGGGUGCUGUGGACAUGGCUAAGGAGCAUCCUAAUGUGACUCGGAUGAAGAUCCUUGGUGCGAAGGUCGUGCCUGUAACGGAGGGGCUCCAGACACUUAAGGAGGCAGUAGACAGUGCGUUUGGCGCGUAUAUGGCGGAUCCGGUGACGGCCAUGUACUGCAUUGGUAGCGUGGUGGGCCCGCAUCCGUUCCCCAUGAUGGUGAGGAACUUUCAGCAGGUGGUGGGCGAGGAGGCAAAGGAGCAGUUUUUGGAGAGGACGGGGACACUGCCAGAUCAUGUUGUGGCGUGCUGUGGCGGGGGAUCGAAUGCCAUGGGUAUCUUCUCCGUCUUCAUCGACUCCCCCACCGUCAAGCUCCACGCCGUCGAGCCCCUCGGCCGCGGCCCCACCCUCGGCGACCACGCCGCCUCCCUUGCCUCCGGCUCCGAAGGAAUCAUGCACGGCUUCAACUCCAUCAUGCUGCAAACACCCCCCACCAUCACAUCCAGCGCACCCACCCCCGCGCCCGUGCACUCGAUCGCAAGCGGGCUCGACUACCCCUCCGUCGGCCCUGAGCAGGCGUACCUACGCUCUAUCGGACGCACCGAGGCGGGCUGCGGCGCAACGGACGAGGAGACCGUGCAGGCGUUUUUUGCGCUCAGUCGCACGGAGGGCAUCAUUCCGGCGCUGGAGAGCGCGCAUGCGAUUGCGUGGGCAAUGAAGGUGGCGAAGGACGCGGUGGAGAGGGGGGAGAGGACGAGGGUAUUGGUGAAUGUGAGUGGGAGGGGGAUAAGGAUGUGGAGUAUGUGGUCGAGCAGUACCCGCAGCUGGUGA
Morchella importuna is the source of this 1260-nucleotide messenger RNA. RefSeq lists its product as uncharacterized. Gene Ontology annotation, cellular component: cytoplasm. The coding region runs from base 1 to 1260 and encodes 419 amino acids. The record is from RefSeq and is a predicted model, not a curated record. The transcript has 3 exons. Gene Ontology annotation, molecular function: tryptophan synthase activity. Gene Ontology annotation, biological process: L-tryptophan biosynthetic process. NCBI's taxonomy places the organism in Eukaryota, Fungi, Ascomycota, Pezizomycetes, Pezizales, Morchellaceae.